Messenger RNA from Canariomyces notabilis, 1467 nucleotides. RefSeq names its product NAD(P)-binding protein. Bases 260 to 1126 code for a protein of 288 amino acids. Lineage: Eukaryota; Fungi; Ascomycota; Sordariomycetes; Sordariales; Chaetomiaceae. Gene Ontology annotation, molecular function: oxidoreductase activity, acting on the CH-OH group of donors, NAD or NADP as acceptor. The transcript has 6 exons. The record is from RefSeq and is a predicted model, not a curated record.
CUCAGGAAUGGUGAAUGCAUUGAAGGAUUCACUGGACUUAAGGAACCGACCUUGACAACCUUCCUUUGGCUGCUUUCCUGCCCGAUGAUUCUUUCUACGUUACCAGUAGUCACUGGCAGGGUGUGUAAUACCUAAGUAUUAACGGUACUAUACUCUCUAUCUAGCUGCUGCCUCCAGUCCGUACUUCGUUCAUUCAUUUUAUCCUUUCCACCAUCGAUCUGCAUCUGAUUCUACCAGGGGGGUCAGCCCAGUAGUCACCAUGUUCGAGUUUCCUCCAAUGCCGUCCGUCACCGCCACUUGGCGCAACGACACCUAUGCCGCCAUCUCGCCAGAGCGUCCUGAGCUUAGUGCUAGGGGAAAGACGGUAGUCAUCACAGGAGCUGGUAGUGGUAUAGGCAGACAGACCGCCCUGUCGUUCGCCAGCGCCGGUGCUGAGCGUGUGGUUCUCCUUGGGCGGACCGAACGCACGCUGAAGGAAACGGCCGGGCUCCUGCUCAGCACCGUGUCGGCCGUGGUUCACGCUGUGGAUACCACCGAUGAGAAGGCCCUCAAGGACGUUGCCGACUCGGUCGGGCAAUGGGACGUUCUGGUUCUUUCUGCUGGCUAUGCUUCCGCUGUCUCCACUAUUGCCUCGACCGAGGUCGAUGAGUGGUGGCAGGGGUUUGAGACCAAUGUCAAAGGCACGUUCCUUGCUAUCAAGAAAUUUCUCCCCACGGCGAACGAGAAGGGCGCAGCCGUGCUCGCCUUGAGCAGCGGCACAGCGGCCUUUCCUACGCCAUUGUCGCCGGGGAUGUCCUCGUACAACGCGUCGAACCUGGCCCAGAUCAAGGUUGUCGAGUACCUCGCAGCCGAGCAGCCAAACAUCUUUGCUGCCUCGGUGCAUCCCGGCAUCCACGACACGGCUGUUCUCGCCAAGAUCGGCGCAAAGCCUGACCAAGUGCCCCUCGACAACAUCAAGCUCGCUGGCGACUUUUUGGUCUGGAUGGCGAGCCCUGAAGCUGCUUUUCUUAGGGGCCGUCAGGUAUGGGCCAAUUGGGACGUGGACGAGCUGAAGCUAGAGGCUGAUGUCCUCCAGGCUGGUCGGAUGCUGACAAGUGUCAUGGGUGCUGAGGAGAAGCUUGUGUAAUAUCCAUGGCUAAGCCAACUCUUAGUGGGCAGGAAAUAUCUGCCUGAGUUUGCAUGUUAGCCCUAGCAUCAGAGCCGCUUCUCCGCCAAUAUGUGCUUCUCAACAAGCCGAUCCAACUUGACAUGAUGCCCAAGCCAGGCACAAGUCUACACCGACCCAAACCCAGGGCGGAACUCAAUGGGGGGGGUCAUAAAAGUAGACUGUGUGCUGCGUGUAGUAAGAAAUUGUGCAAAAUAACUGUUCGAUCGACGUACCAGAGUCUAAAACUGCCCAUGUCCAAAGCCCGUAACCUCUGGAAGUGUGCUGUCCCAAAUCCUCAACCAUGCCCUCUCGUAGCAGCA